Molecule: messenger RNA, 1113 nt
Organism: Darwinula stevensoni
Lineage: Eukaryota; Metazoa; Arthropoda; Ostracoda; Podocopida; Darwinulidae
Source: the annotation of a GenBank genome assembly
AUGACGAAACCGAUUGAUUUCAAUCGAUUGAUUGUUGAUGUUUUUAUUUUUCCAGGCGACUGGAAGUUUGGAGUGUCAGUGUGCCAGCUGUGGUUAUCAGUGGACUACACGGCGAGCACGGCGUCGAUCCUCAACUUGUUCAUUUUGAGUCUGGACCGGUACUGGUCCAUCACGAACCCCCUGCGGUACCUGCGAAAGAGGACUAAGCGGCGGGCCCUGUUCAUGAUCGGCAUCGUGUGGCUCAUCUCGACCACGUGGAUCCUUCCGAUCCUGUUCUGGCACCACCUGGAAUUCAGAGGGGUCCGUCAGCAGCCGGUCAGCGUGUGCGAAACGGAAUUCGAGAACAACGUGUCGUUCAAGAUCACGACGGCCGUGUUCAACUUCUACCUUCCGUCUCUGGCCAUGCUCUAUCUCUACGGCAGGAUCUUCUAUGCGAUCGAGAAGAGGACCAAGUUGGAGCUGGAUUCCAUCCCGCAGAUAUCGUUGAACACGUUGAACGCGAGUUCGAGCCAGGACGGGGGCUUCGAACCCGAGCGGGUCGCGAAACGGGGGAAACGGAGACGGCAUCAGAACGGGAACGGGAACUUGGAAGUGCGGAUCCAGUACAAUCAGGAGAGUCCGGACUCCAACGGAUCGUACAACAGUGCUUGUUGCUCCGGUCGAGAAAAUCAGGAUCACAGCGAACAUCUCCAAUGCUUCCACUGCCAGCCGGGAUUGGCCAGGCCCGCGAGCGAGGAGAUGAACUUUCGUGCCCAGACCAGUUUCGUGGAACGGGUCAAGGUCGACGAGACUCGAAUCCGCAUGAAGAAGCAUCACAGGGGAUUCCGAGGAGGCAGGGCCGAGAGGGCGCGGCAGAGCGGGGCGUUGAUCCGCGAGAGGAAAGCGGCCAGGCAGUUGGGGGUCAUCAUGAGUGCGUUCAUCAUGUGCUGGCUCCCGUAUUUCAUUCUCUUCAUGGUGAUUGCUUACUGCCAAGACUGCAUCGAUUCUCGGAUCCACACGGCUUCCAUCUGGCUCGGAUACAUCAAUUCCACGCUCAACCCUUUCCUCUAUCCCCUCUGCAAUGCCAAUUUCAAGAGGGCCUUCAAGAAAAUUCUCGGGUUUUCUCCCCAAUAG